This is a messenger RNA of Coprinopsis cinerea okayama7#130, 4509 nucleotides long. RefSeq names its product signal sequence binding protein. The record is from RefSeq and is a predicted model, not a curated record. Gene Ontology annotation, cellular component: membrane; Golgi apparatus. Lineage: Eukaryota; Fungi; Basidiomycota; Agaricomycetes; Agaricales; Psathyrellaceae. Gene Ontology annotation, biological process: Golgi to vacuole transport; Golgi to endosome transport; protein targeting to vacuole. The transcript is spliced from 12 exons. Gene Ontology annotation, molecular function: protein binding. Bases 1 to 4509 code for a protein of 1502 amino acids.
AUGGCGGGACUCACGACCGCCUUUGGCGGCCGACUGAUUCUCUGGUUUCUGGUCCUCUGGAUCAGCAUAACAGCAGCUCAGAAGCCUGAGCAUGCCAUCUCGAGCUUUGAUAACCCACCAGCGCGCGUGUUUUUCUUCGACGAUACAUUGAGUGUGAUUUAUCAUGAUCGGAUUUCUGGAAACUUGUAUGUGAGUCAGGAUGAGGGCAAGUCGUGGAAGAAGGCGGAGGGGAUCCCAGAGAGGAGUGUGAGCGUGGUUAUUGAGCAUCCGUACGAUACAAGACUUGCAUUCGCAUUGACAGAAGGAACGAAACACUAUCGAACUGAAGACCGAGGCAAGACCUGGCGGCCGUUCACGAUCCCGGAUUCGCCAGCAGUCGUCGCCCGACCGCUGUCUUUCCACUCUGAUCCCAAGAAAUGGCGCUACGUGAUCUACCAGGGAACAAAGUGCGAGGGCAUCGUGUGCUACGACGUCGCCUACUACUCCAAGGACGCCUUCAGCGACGAGCCAAAGCUCAUGCUCACCGACGUUAACCGCUGCCAGUUCGCGCACAGCAACAAGGACUUCAAGCACGACGCCCACCCAGAUCUCAUCUUCUGUGUGGCCUCUGACCAACGCACAGUCACUGGUGCCCACAACCUCGCCUCGCAGCGCCUCUAUUCCAGCACCGACUUUUUCGACAAGGACAAGAAAGUGGAAGACCUGGGCAUCGGCAAGAACGCCCGCGGCGUCGUCGCCUUUGCUAUCGUCUCCAGGUUCGGCGUCGUGGCGUUGAAGGAUCUGAGCAGGUCGGACGGAGAGAUGCAGCUGUACGUCACUACCGACGCGAAGAACUGGGCUAAAGGCCACUUCCCGCACGCCUCGAGCGCCAGGCUGCGCGAGAACGCGUACACCAUCGUCGAGUCGACGACACACUCGCUCGGUGUCGACGUCGUCCUGAAAGACCGCAGCACCAUCGGCACCCUCUUCCUCAGCAACUCCAACGGCACCUACUUUGUCGAAUCACUCAAGGACACCAACCGCAAUGAGCAGGGCUUCGUCGACUACGAAAGGGUGUACGGCGUCGACGGUGUUGGACUCGCCAACGUCGUCGCGAACGCACAGGAAGUCGAGGGCCGCAACGCUCCAAAGAAACUGCGGUCGAUGAUCACCUUUGACGAUGGUCGCCGGUGGCAACCACUCCGCGCUCCACCCCGCGACGACGAAGGGAACCGAAUCAACUGCGACCCAUCCGAUUCCGAGAAAUGUGCACUGCAUCUCCACUCGGUCACGACCCCGCAUAACUAUGGUCGCAUCUUCUCGUCUCCGGCGCCGGGUUUGGUUAUGGGUGUUGGGACUGUCGGCCCGCAUUUGGGGAGUUAUGAGGAUAGCGAUACUUUCCUGAGUACGGAUGCGGGGUUGACGUGGAAGAUGGUCACCAAGGAGGCGCACCAGUACGAGUUUGGUGAUCAGGGCAGCAUCCUCGUCGUCGUUAACAACGAAGAUUGGACGAGCGAGAUCAAGUACUCGCUCAACCUCGGCAAGACAUGGCAGACCUACGACUUUGGUAUCAAGAUUCGGUCUCGAGGUCUGAUCACCCUUCCCGACUCCACGUCCCAAAAGUUCUUGCUCCUCGGUUUGACCUCGCGGCAGGACCAGGAGAAGGAUAUGCGUUUGGGUAAAGUGGUGGUCAUCUAUCUCGACUUUGCGAAGACGAGGAAGAACAAGUGUACGGAGAAGGAUUUCGACAAGUGGUAUGCGAGGCCGACGGGGAAGAGGGAGUGUAUUAUGGGGCAUAAACAGUGGUACAAACGACGAAAGGUGGAUGCGGAUUGUUAUGUUGGAGAGAAGUUUAUCGAUCCGGAGGGGCAUGAGGAGAAUUGCGAGUGCACCGAGGAGGAUUAUGAAUGGUCAGUCGUGGUGUAUUUCUUCGUGUACUUUACUGAUGCGCCAUCCCUUAGCGACUACAACUUUGUCAGGAACGGCGACAAGUGCGAGCCUGCUGGUCCUGAGCCUGUCCCUCCUGGUGUAUGCACGAAGAACGACCCGACGGAGAAAUACAUGGGCUCGAGUGGUUUCAGGAAGAUCCCUGGCAACACCUGUGUGGGCGGCAAGAAGUUGGAUCAGCCCGUUGAGAAGUAUUGUUCCAAAGCUCGACCUGCGGAAGGAAGUGUCAUCCACACCAAGUUCCAAUUCGACAGUCCCAUCGUGCAGUUUGCUUAUUUCCCUGAAUCGACGACCAUCCUCGUCCGCUUGCUAGACGAAAGUAUCUGGCAAUCUAGCAACGAAGGCUAUACUUGGUCUCAACUCUUCAAGAACGAACGCUUCGUCGCCUUCUACCACCACAAAUACUCGAACGAACGGGCCUACCUGAUCACCCGCACCAAGAAAUUCUACUACACGACGGACACCGGUCGAUCGUGGAACACCAUGACCGCCCCGAACCCACCCAACACCUUCGACGCCCGAGUCCUACGCUUCAGCCCCUCCGACACCGACUUUCUAAUCUGGACCGGCAACGCCGACUGCGAGCGUGGCAAGACCAACUGUCACGCCGAAGCGCAUUUCUCACGAAAGAACGGGCGGGGGUGGACGUUGAUUGACAAGUAUGUGAGGAAUUGUGCGUUUGCGGAGGAUAAGGAUUUGAGUGCGGAUCCGAGUGAUAUCAUUUGUGAGAGUGUGAAGGAGAAGAAGGGGAUGCAGGUUAAGGGUGCGAGGAUGGAGCUUGUUGCUGGGAGUGGGUAUUAUCAGGGACGGAAGAGGGUUUUGUUUGAGAAUGUGGUUGGGUUUGCGAAGUUUUCAGAGUUUUUGGUUGUUGCUGGGUUGCAACCUGAGACGAAGAGUUUGGAGUUGCAGGUUUCGUUGGAUGGGACGCAUUUUGCGAGUGGGAAGUUCCCGCCGUCGAUGAGUCCGAACACGCAUGCAUACACCGUCCUCGAAUCGACUACCAACGCGCUCUUCAUCCACAUGACGAUGACGACCGCUCCUCCUCCCGCGCCACAAUGGGGCACCCUCCUGAAAUCCAACUCGAACGGGACGUAUUUUGGUGUUUCGAUUGAGAAUGUGAAUCGGAAUGAGAGGGGGUAUGUGGAUUUUGAGAAGAUGAUUGGGUUGGAUGGGAUUGCGCUUGUUAAUGUUGUGCAGAAUGUUGAUGUUUUGGCGGAGGGUGGUGGGGUUAGGAAGGGUGGGUUGGGGAUGGGUAGUGGUACGACUACGAGGCAAGUUGGGGAGUUGAAGAAGUUGCAGACGAGGAUUACGCAUAAUGAUGGGAGUACGUGGAGGCCCCUUACGCCGCCUGUUGUGGAUUCGUUGGGGAAUAAGUAUGAAUGUGAAGGGACGCAAUGCGCGUUGCAUAUCCACGGUUACACCGCCCGGCGCGAUCCACGCGCGACGUACAGCAGCCCCGCAGCGGUCGGUGUGAUGAUGGCCGUCGGGAACGUAGGGACGCACCUGGCGCCCUACGGCGACUCUGACACCUUCAUCUCCCGAGACGGCGGGUUCACCUGGGAAGAAGUGCACAAGGACGCGCAUAUGUGGGAGUACGGCGAUUCCGGUUCUAUCAUCAUUAUUGUGAACGACGAGGAGCCUACGGAUCAUUUGAUGUUUACGACGGAUGAGGGGCUGACGUGGAAGGAGUAUCGGUUUUCGGAGGAGAAGGUUAGGGUUAUGGCUGUUACGAAUGUGCCGAGUGAUAGGAGUAGGAGGUUUUUGUUGUUUGGGACGCAGGAGGGGCGGAAGGGUGGGUCGGUGGCGAUUCAUGUUGAUUUUACCGAGUUGACGAGUCGGCAGUGUCUGCUUAAUGAGCAGAACCCUGGGAAUGACGAUUUUGAGCUGUGGAGUCCUAGUGAGGAUCGGGUUGAGCUGUGUUUGUUUGGUCGACAGACGCUGUACCACCGACGAGUUAGGGAUGCACAGUGUUAUAUCGGUAAUCAGCCUAAAGUCGAAGCCAAGAUCCAGCGGAACUGUACCUGCACGCGGGUUGACUUCGAAUGUGAAUUCAACUACAUCAAGAACGAUAAAGACGAAUGUGUUCUCGUACCGGGUACAACUCCGCUCCCGAACGACGAUUCCGUUUGUAAGAAGGGCGAGGAGUACUGGUACGAGCGGACGCCUUAUCGGUUGAUUCCGUACUCGAGUUGCGAGGGCGGUACGAGGCUUGAUCGGGGUACUGCGCAUCGGUGUCCGGGAGUGAAGAGUAAGAGUGGGUGGUUUUGGAUGGUUAUGCUUGUGCUGCCGUUUGGGUUUACGGCGCUUGUUGGGUAUUGGUAUUAUAGACGGAGUGGGAUGGCUAGAGGGACGAUCCGACUACCGGGAGGCGACAACCGUGCGCCGGGUUCGACGUUUGGUUCUGGUUCGGGUGUGCUUGAUACACUUGCGAGUGUGCCGUGGUUCUUGGUUGGGAUGGCUGGUAUUGCGAUGGAUUGGUUGUCGUCCAAGUUGGAUGAGGGGAUCAGUCGGAGUCGGAGGGGGUAUAGGAAUGUGCCGAUUGAUGAGGAUGCGCAGAUUUUGAGGUUUGAGGAUGAGGAUUGA